Chionomys nivalis (European snow vole) is the source of this 471-nucleotide messenger RNA. Its product is annotated as 60S ribosomal protein L23a-like. Bases 1 to 471 code for a protein of 156 amino acids. Gene Ontology annotation, biological process: ribosomal large subunit assembly; translation. Gene Ontology annotation, cellular component: ribosome; cytosolic large ribosomal subunit. Gene Ontology annotation, molecular function: rRNA binding; structural constituent of ribosome. NCBI's taxonomy places the organism in Eukaryota, Metazoa, Chordata, Mammalia, Rodentia, Cricetidae. The record is from RefSeq and is a predicted model, not a curated record. The transcript has a single exon.
AUGGCGCCAAAAGCGAAGAAGGAAGCUCCUGCCCCUCCCAAAGCCGAAGCGAAAGCGAAGGCCUUGAAAGCCAAGAAGGCAGUGCUGAAAGGCGUCCACAGCCACAAAAAGAAGAAGAUCCGCACAUCGCCCACCUUUGGGCGGCCCAAGACACUGCGGUUACGAAGGCAGCCUAAAUACCCCCGGAAGAGCGCGCCCAGGAGGAACAAGCUUGACCACUAUGCCAUCAUCAAAUUCCCCCUGACCACCGAGUCAGCCAUGAAGAAGAUAGAAGACAACAACACGCUUGUGUUCAUUGUGGAUGUCAAGGCUAACAAGCACCAGAUCAAACAGGCUGUGAAGAAACUCUAUGACAUCGAUGUGGCCAAAGUCAACACCCUCAUAAGGCCCGACGGAGAGAAGAAGGCAUAUGUUCGGUUGGCUCCUGAUUAUGAUGCUCUGGAUGUUGCCAACAAAAUUGCAACCAUCUAA